CGGAGCUCCUUGCUUUGCGUACGGGAUUGCUUUGGGCGACCAGAUUGGGGUACAAUUUGGUGCGGGUUGAGACAGAUUCUUCUGUUGUUAGCUCUUGGAUAAAUUGUCCUAAUUCUAUUAUUAUGUUUAAACCAAUUGUUGAGGAGAUUAAUUCUCUUUUAGCUGUUGUUGGUGGUGGUUCUUGUCAUGUCAUCUUGCGUGUUGCGAAUGGUGUGGCCCAUGUAUUAGAAUAUUUCUAUUUAUAGAAUUAAAUAAAUAAUUGAUUUUGUGAUAAAUGAAUAUUUUAUAUUCAUUGAAUCUGGACAAAAUUAAUUACGUAAUAUUGUAUAUAUGGGUCUCGGUCUCCGAGCUCCUCACUCAUUCUGUUCAUAACAGCAAAAUUCCAUCUAAAGAGAGUUGAGAGAGGGAGGAAGCCCGAUUACCCACAUCAACCAGUUUCCUUUGCAGAUCAAAGCUUGUGUAGGUUUAAAGCUCAAAAAUCAAUGGCUGGAGUUAAAGAUAUGAAGGAUAUUUAUGCAGUGGUGAUCUUCACAUUGUCCUUAGUCAUUCUUCCAAAGCCAAUUAUCUCAGACACCAAUGAAGAAUUCAUGCAUGUUGGAUUUUAUAAAGAAAAAUGUACCCCUGCUGAGUUUGUGGUGUCUCACUAUGUAGCUCAGGCAUUCAUAAGAGAUCAUGGUGUUGCAGCUGGUUUGAUUAGGCUUUUUUUUCAUGAUUGUUUCGUCAAGGGUUGUGAUGCUUCGAUUCUAUUGGAUUCCACAUUCUCUGGUGAGCCUGUAGAGAAGCGUUCUUAUUUCAAUGGCAACACCCUUAGAGGUUUUGAGGUCAUUGAUGAGAUCAAGACCAAACUAGAGGAACUAUGUCCAGAGACAGUUUCCUGUGCAGACAUAUUGGCUUUCGCUGCUCGAGAAGCUAUUUUCCUCUCCGGACUUCCCUACUAUGCUGUCCUAGGUGGCCGCCGCGAUAGCCGUACUUCUCGUUCGGCUGAUGUUAAUGGAAACCUACCUCUUCCAACAAUGUCUGUGGAAGACCUAAUAGCAUUGUUUGCCAGUAAAGGUUUAAACGUAGAAGAUUUGGUUGUUUUAUCAGGUGCACACUCCAUUGGACAAGCACACUGCACAAUGUUCGAGUACAGACUAAAUGAAACUAACCCGAAUGAUCCCUCUAAACCUUCCAUGGAGCCAACCUAUGCUGCUAAGCUGAGAAAAAGGUGUAAUGAGAUGAAAUUAUCUCCUAAAAUAGGGAAAAGAAACGCAGUUGUGAGGUUUGAUCCCUACACAUCGGACAGGCUCGACAAUGUUUACUAUGUGAACCUGUUGAAAGGGAGAGGGUUGCUUCAAUCGGAUCAGGCAUUGGCCAUAGAUCCACGAACUAAACAGUUUGUGAAACAUAUGGCUUUUGAUUCUAUAGCAUGGUCUCAUAAGUUUGUCGAGUCGAUGACUCGGUUGGGACAUUUUAACGUUCUCACUGGAAAUCAAGGACAGAUAAGAAAGAGUUGUAGAGUUGCUAAUUAAGGGUUUCUAGUUUAGAGAAUUUGUGGGGUUUUUCACAUCUUGUUAAUUUGCAAUUAUAUUUUGUGGAUUGCCUUCUAGUUUUCAAUCAUGUUAUAAAGGACAAAGUCUAAAGCAAGAGCUAAAAUGUGCUAUUUGAUUUCUUAAUAUAAUCAACUUUAGUAACCA
This is a messenger RNA of Cannabis sativa, 1676 nucleotides long. RefSeq names its product peroxidase 5-like. The transcript has 4 exons. Gene Ontology annotation, molecular function: heme binding; peroxidase activity. Lineage: Eukaryota; Viridiplantae; Streptophyta; Magnoliopsida; Rosales; Cannabaceae. The record is from RefSeq and is a predicted model, not a curated record. Bases 483 to 1511 code for a protein of 342 amino acids. Gene Ontology annotation, cellular component: plant-type cell wall; plasmodesma. Gene Ontology annotation, biological process: hydrogen peroxide catabolic process; response to oxidative stress.